AUGAUUGUAUUUUGGCAGGUAAUGAGCGACCACUUCGAUCAUUACACAAAAGCACCAAGCCGUGAUAAUAGUGUGGACCGGUACAGCCGGGCAGCCAGUCGACUGAGUGGAGGGUCGAGACAGUCAUCAGUGGAAAAGUCACAGAACCAGCAGCAACAGAGGAGAGGAGGAGACGAUCGACUUCCGUCUUCGUCAUCUUCCGCAGCUGAUAAAUCAUUCAACGGUGGUCCUGGCUUCAAUGCAGCGUCGGCGGCCGGGGCCAAGCAAAACAACUCGUCAUCGGCCGCCACGCAGCGUCAACCACCGCCGUUUGAGGAUAUCAUACUUAGGCAACGGAACCUCGGGCAGGAGAUCGUUCCGUCACCUAUCGGGCAACCCAAGCGCACGGAGUCCUUGUACGUGAACCCAAAUACAGCACGCAAAGAGACCAAACCUAAAGUGAGUACAACAUAUAUUCGGCCUAGGAGUAGGAGUAAUAGUCCUGAUAAUGGUGAUGACCAAAGCAUAAAUGGCGGUAGUGUUGGUAGUGUUGGUAGUGUUGGUAGUGGUGGGAGUGACAACAGUCAUGGUAGCCGUCAUGGCUCCAUUAUUGGUUGUUGUUGUUUUAUUUGCAAUUGGAGCGAUGAUAUGAUCCACGAUAAUAGUGAUAUUAUUGAUAGUCAUGGUAAUCUAGUUAUGAGAGGUAAUAGUGAUGGUCGUACAAAUAGUAGCAGUACUAGUGAUGGCAACGGUAGGGGUAGUGGUGAUGGUCAAGCUAUUAUGGAUAGUUUUAAUUUUAGUGAAGUUGGAGGUAGUGGUGAUGGCCGCGUCAGUAGAAUAAGUGGUUAUAUCCACUCUAGUAGGGGCAGGGGUGUUGGCCGGUCUAGAAGUAAUAGCACUGACAACUACGGUAGUAGAGUUAGAGGUGAUGGAGUUAGUGCUGAUGAGCAUGAUAAUAUGAUUAAUGGUGGUGGUCGCCCUAGUAGGUGUAAUGGGAGCCGUGGAUCUAGUAGGGGUAGGGGAGAAGGUCGAUCAAGUAGCAGAAGUGCGGAUGGUCGAGCUACGUCUAGCACGUUUCCUUUGAAUAGCAGCAAUGUCCAUUCUAGUGGUAAUAGCGCUAGUGGUAAUAGGGGUAGUGGUAAUAGUGCUUGUGGUAAUAGUGCUAGUGGUAAUAGCGCUAGUGGUAAUAGGGGUAGUGGUAAUAGUGCUUGUGGUAAUAGCGCUAGUGGUAAUAGGGGUAGUGGUAAUAGUGCUUGUGGUAAUAGCGCUAGUGGUAAUAGGGGUAGUGGUAACAGUGCUAGUGGUAAUAGUGCUAGUGGUAAUAGCGCUAGUGGUAAUAGGGGUAGUGGUAAUAGCGCUAGUGGUAAUAGCGCUAGUGGUAAUAGCACUGGUGGUAAUAGGGGUAGUGGUAAUAGGGGUAGCAGUAAUAGCGCUAGUGGUAAUAGUGCUAGUGGUAAUAGUGCUGGUGGUAAUAGGGGUAGUGGUAAUAGCGCUAGUGGUAAUAGGGGUAGUGGUAAUAGGGGUAGUGGUAAUAGGGGUAGUGGUAAUAGCGCUAGUGGUAAUAGUGCUAGUGGUAAUAGCGCUAGUGGGAAUAGUAGUAUUACCCGCCCUAGUAGGAGUAGAAGUGGUUUAAGAGUCCACUUUAGUGACGAAGUGAGUAGCAGUGAUGACCCCCCUAGGGGUAGUGGGCCCAAUAGAGAUCACAAUCACAUUAGAAGUAACAGGCACAGUAGCUGUGAUAGUUACUUCGAUUUAAGGGAUUCAAAUCAAGUUACUACAAGUGGCUCUGUUGGCAGAGAUACUAGAGAAUUUGACAAUACAAUUAACUUCCCUGUUAGUACUCAUGGAGAUUACGGUAAUUUUGGUGGUUAUGGUAGUGGUGGCAUCCGUAGUAACUUUGACAACCAUUCUGAUAUUGCCAGAGUCCAUAGAGUUGGUCGUUAUGAAAGCGGUGGCGUAAGUUAUAGUCGUAAUGAUGUCUACGUACGUAACGACAUUCGUGAUUUUAGUGUUGUCCACGGUAGGAGUAGCAUCCGUGGCAAUGGUCAAGGUCGCAUUAAUCAUGGCAUACGUGGUGUUAAUGGCGUCCAUGUUAGCAGUAGAGUGGUACGUGAUCAUGCUGACCACCACGUUAGAGGUGUGGUCAUCCGUGAAAUAAGUAACAGUGGCCGUGACAGUGGACGAGGCACUGACGAUUAUGAAUAUGACUACGAUUAUGAAGGUUUUUACAACUAUGCAGAUGACUAUGAUGAUGAAGGUAACUAUGAAAAUGGAUAUGGAGGUGAUGUAGAUAACGGAAGAAGACGUAGGUUGUUGCCAUCAAUUCCGUUUAUACAGCAUAUGAUGUGGUUUCGAUCGUACUUAAGAAAUAGUCGUAGGAGCAUUUUUUUUUACCACACGUAG
Metopolophium dirhodum (rose-grain aphid) is the source of this 2382-nucleotide messenger RNA. RefSeq lists its product as uncharacterized. The record is from RefSeq and is a predicted model, not a curated record. Lineage: Eukaryota; Metazoa; Arthropoda; Insecta; Hemiptera; Aphididae. The transcript has a single exon. The coding region runs from base 1 to 2382 and encodes 793 amino acids.